Messenger RNA from Fragaria vesca subsp. vesca, 1631 nucleotides. Its product is annotated as pentatricopeptide repeat-containing protein At5g15300-like. Gene Ontology annotation, molecular function: protein binding; RNA binding. The transcript has a single exon. Bases 1 to 1614 code for a protein of 537 amino acids. The record is from RefSeq and is a predicted model, not a curated record. NCBI's taxonomy places the organism in Eukaryota, Viridiplantae, Streptophyta, Magnoliopsida, Rosales, Rosaceae. Gene Ontology annotation, biological process: RNA modification.
AUGCUGAGUAUGAACCGCACCAUUCCCCACAUGCUUCUUCGUCGUCAUCAUCUUCAACCUCUCACCUCCAUGAAACAAGUCGAAGCAGCUCAAGCCUUCCUCACCAAAACCGGCCUCUUCUUCACCCAGCAGCCUCUCCUCGCCAAGCUCAUCGCUUUCGCAUCUCUCUCGCCGCUGGGCUGCCUCUCCCACGCUCAGUCCUUGUUCGAAGAAACCGCCAUGGAUGAUCCUUUCAUCUGUGGCACCAUGAUCAGAGCCUACACCAACAGCGAUUUCCCAAUCAGAGGGAUUCAUGUCUACAAUCGUCUGAUCAUUACCGGAGUUGGGUGUGAUCAUUUCACAUACAACUUUGCGCUGAAGGCUUGCGCGAGAGUGAUCAAAGGCAUGAGGAGAGAUGAUGUGGAGGUUUUCGAAUCGGGGAUUGAUUGUAAAGGUGGGGAGAUUCAUGGAAGGGUUUUGAAGCUGGGGUUUGAUUCUGAUUUGUAUGUUCGGAAUUCGUUGCUGUUUGUUUACGCGCAAGGUGGGUCGGUGGGACUUGCGCGGAAGGUGUUCGAUGAAAUGUCUGAGAGGAGCGUGUCGUCUUGGAAUAUCAUGAUAUCUGCGUAUGAUCAGAUUGGGGAUUUCAAGUCGGCGGAUGGGCUGUUGCGGUUGAUGCCUGAGAAGAAUGUGGUGUCGUGGAAUACUUUGUUGGGGCGGCAUGUUAGGUUAGGGGACAUUGAGGCGGCGAAGAUGGUGUUUGGAGAGAUGGUGGAGAGGGAUGCGGUUUCGUGGAAUUCGAUGAUUGCUGGUUAUGUUCAGGUUAGAGAUUAUGGUGGAGCGUUGGAGCUGUUUCGGGAAAUGCAGGCUGCUGAAGUGGAAGCUAAUGAAGUGACGCUGAUAUCGGUUUUGGGUGCUUGUGCUGAGAUUGGUGAGUUGGAGAUUGGCAGGAAGAUUCAUGAGUCGUUGAAAGGAAAGCAGAAUCGGAUUGGAGGGUAUUUGGGGACAGCGCUUGUGGAUAUGUAUUCGAAAUGUGGGAAGUUGAGUUCGGCUUGGGAAGUUUUUAGUGGGAUGAAAAUGAGACCGGUUGGUUGCUGGAAUGCCAUGAUCAUGGGUUUCGCUGUCCAUGGUCACUGCAAGGAAGCUUUGAAGUUGUUUGCAGAUAUGGAAAUGCAGGUUGGUGAAGUGAAGCCGAAUAGGAUCACGUUUGUUGGGGUGCUCAUUGCUUGUAGCCACAAGGGUUUGGUGGAAGAAGGACGCCGGUAUUUCAGUUACAUGAUUCAAAAAUACAAAAUUAUGCCUGAUAUUAAGCAUUAUGGUUGCAUGGUCGAUCUUCUUAGCAGGUGGGGGUUGUUAGAUGAAGCCUACCAGAUGAUCAAAGCUGUGCCUUCAAUGGCAAACUCUUUGUUAUGGAGAACCUUGUUGGGUGCUUGUAAGGUACAUGGAAACGUUGAAUUGGCUGAGCAAUGCUUUGAGCAGCUAGCCAAAUUGGAACCUCUUAAGGAUGCAGAUUAUGUGUUGUUGUCAAACAUCUACGCUGAAGCCAAGAAAUGGGAUGGUGUUCAGCGGUUGAGGAAUGAGAUGGUUUGUAAGGGAGUUCCCAAAAGUCUCGGCUUCAGCCAUGUAGAGAUGAAAUAAAAGAUGUGCGGUGCAAG